GCGAAACGCGGUCACACCGCACACGACACCGCGAUUUUAUAGGAAAAAUUUGCAAUACUUUGUUUUAUAAACGCACAAAAUGGAGCCCUAUGAUGUCGUAGUCAAUCAGCCUGUGGUCAUAGAUAACGGCUCCGGUGUGAUCAAAGCCGGCUUUGCUGGCGAGCACAUUCCAAAGUGCAGGUUUCCCAACUACAUUGGCAGACCAAAGCAUGUUCGGGUAAUGGCCGGCGCCUUGGAGGGCGACAUUUUUGUUGGUCCCAAGGCGGAGGAGCAUCGCGGCUUGCUUAGCAUACGAUAUCCGAUGGAGCAUGGCAUCGUGACGGAUUGGAACGAUAUGGAGCGCAUAUGGAGCUAUAUAUAUAGUAAAGAACAAUUGGCAACGUUUACGGAAGACCAUCCAGUUCUACUCACUGAAGCACCAUUGAAUCCGCGUCGCAAUCGGGAAAAGGCCGCUGAGUUCUUUUUCGAAGGCAUCAAUGCGCCAGCGCUCUUUGUCUCCAUGCAGGCAGUUCUCAGUCUCUAUGCCACUGGCCGUGUAACGGGCGUGGUGUUGGACUCGGGUGACGGUGUGACGCAUGCAGUUCCCAUUUACGAAGGAUUCGCCAUGCCUCACAGUAUUAUGCGUGUGGAUAUCGCUGGGCGGGAUGUGACACGCUACCUGAAAACACUCAUACGCCGAGAGGGCUUCAAUUUCCGUUCGACAGCCGAGUUUGAGAUCGUGCGGUCGAUCAAGGAGAAGGUCUGCUACUUGGCGACCAAUCCACAAAAAGAGGAGGCUGUGGAGACUGAAAAGUUCGCCUAUAAAUUACCAGAUGGCAAGACAUUCGAAAUUGGACAGGCUCGUUUCCGUGCGCCCGAGGUGCUCUUCCGGCCCGAUCUGCUGGGCGAGGAGUGCGAAGGCAUACACGAUGUGCUAAUGUAUUCCAUUGAAAAGUCGGAUAUGGAUCUCAGAAAAAUGCUCUAUCAGAACAUUGUGCUGUCGGGUGGUUCAACGCUUUUCAAAGGUUUCGGCGAUCGUCUCCUCUCCGAGCUGAGAAAACACUCAGCAAAGGAUCUGAAAAUCAGAAUUGCUGCACCCCAGGAACGUUUAUACUCGACGUGGAUGGGCGGCUCAAUUCUGGCAUCGCUGGAUACCUUCAAGAAGAUGUGGGUAUCGAAGCGAGAGUUCGAAGAGGAGGGCCAACGUGCCGUGCACAGAAAGACUUUCUAGUUUGUUUAAAACCAUUUAAACGCUACGUGUAAAAGGCUUAUUAAACUCUGUAUCAAAAAUCAUGUGUCAGCUAACAUCAACUAUCCCUUAAAAAGAAAAUUUGAUUUAA
Messenger RNA from Drosophila arizonae, 1319 nucleotides. It is a transcript of the gene Arp1, whose product is annotated as Actin-related protein 1. NCBI's taxonomy places the organism in Eukaryota, Metazoa, Arthropoda, Insecta, Diptera, Drosophilidae. The record is from RefSeq and is a predicted model, not a curated record.